This is a messenger RNA of Scomber scombrus (Atlantic mackerel), 2206 nucleotides long. RefSeq names its product embryonic ectoderm development (gene eed). The coding region runs from base 1 to 1332 and encodes 443 amino acids. Lineage: Eukaryota; Metazoa; Chordata; Actinopteri; Scombriformes; Scombridae. Gene Ontology annotation, biological process: negative regulation of transcription by RNA polymerase II. The transcript has 12 exons. The record is from RefSeq and is a predicted model, not a curated record. Gene Ontology annotation, molecular function: nucleosome binding; protein binding. Gene Ontology annotation, cellular component: ESC/E(Z) complex.
AUGAGGGAAAAUAAGAACAUGUCCGAGUCCCCCUCUCAAGCGGGAAAAGAAAUACCGGCGAAAAAACAAAAACUAAGCAGUGACGAGAACAGUAACCCCGAUUUAUCAGGAGACGAGAAUGACGAUGCCGUCAGCGUCGAGAGUGGGACCAACGCAGAGCGCCCAGACACACCCACCAACACUGCCAACGCCCCGGGCAGGAAAAGCUGGGGCAAGGGCAAGUGGAAGUCCAAGAAGUGCAGAUACUCUUUCAAAUGUGUCAACAGCCUGAGGGAGGACCACGGCCAGCCGCUGUUUGGAGUCCAGUUUAACUGGCACAGCAAGGAGGGAGACCCGCUGGUGUUCGCCACAGUCGGGAGUAACAGGGUAACUCUUUAUGAAUGUCACUCUCAGGGAGAAAUAAGACUCUUGCAGUCUUACGUCGAUGCAGAUGCAGACGAGAACUUCUACACGUGCGCCUGGACCUACGACACCAACACCAGUCACCCGCUGCUAGCUGUAGCCGGGUCCCGAGGCAUCAUUAGAGUGAUCAAUCACAUCACAAUGCAGUGCAUCAAGCAUUACGUGGGUCAUGGAAACGCCAUCAACGAGUUGAAGUUUCACCCGAGGGAUCCAAAUCUGCUCCUGUCUGUCAGCAAAGAUCACGCCCUUCGUCUAUGGAACAUACAGACAGACACACUAGUGGCGAUAUUUGGAGGUGUUGAGGGUCAUCGAGAUGAAGUCCUGAGUGCUGAUUUUGAUCUCUUGGGUGAAAAAAUAAUGUCAUGUGGGAUGGAUCACUCCCUCAAACUUUGGCGGAUUAAUUCAGAGAGGAUGCAGAAAGCCAUUCGAGGAUCUUACGAGUACAACCCCUCCAAGACCAACAGGCCUUUCGUCUCACAGAAAAUUCACUUCCCUGACUUCUCCACACGAGACAUCCAUAGAAACUAUGUGGACUGUGUGCGGUGGCUCGGGGAUCUUAUUCUCUCCAAGUCCUGUGAAAAUGCCAUCGUGUGCUGGAAACCGGGAAAGAUGGAGGACGACAUCGAUCACAUUAAGCCCAACGAGUCGAACGUGACGAUUCUCGGACGCUUUGAUUACAGCCAGUGUGACAUUUGGUACAUGCGCUUCUCCAUGGACUUCUGGCAGAAGAUGCUGGCUCUGGGAAACCAGGUGGGGAAGCUUUACGUUUGGGACCUUGAAGUGGAAGACCCGCACAAAGCAAAGUGCACCACGCUGACCCUCCCAAAAUGCACGUCGGCCAUCCGGCAAACCAGCUUCAGCCGCGACAGCAGCAUUUUGAUAGCGGUGUGCGACGACGCUUCGAUCUGGCGCUGGGAUCGACAGCGCUGAAGAGUUACUGAUGAAAGAAUCCGGUCUUUUCCUCCCGCAUCGCUCACACCCCUCACCCCUCAAACGUGUUACCCUGUCGUACAGAUCUACACUGCAAAAAAUGUCCGUUUGAACAUUUAGUCUCAUGUGUGGUCUUAAAAAUACUCCCUUAAAAUAAAACAAAAGUGAGAAAGUUUGCCACGGCGAGAUGAGAUGACUCCAUUUGUUUCUCCAGCCGAGGAGAUUUUCAUUUCCUGUUCGUCUGCCAGCAGGAGUUUUGAGAUAAUAAUAAUAAAGAAGCAGAUUUAUAAGAAGUUUUUAAUCUAAUAAAGCAUCAUUGGUUAUGUGGAAUUUAUGUUAUUAGAUGUAACAUUUUUCAGCCACAGCCAUGAAAAUAAAGUUAUACUUUGUCCUAAAUCAUAAGUGAAUGUUUUACCUGUGAUAGAUGGGAAUAAUAUCAGUAUGUAGGUGAAAUGUUAAGCCCUCAGAGUGCCUUCUAGCUUCCUAUGCAGUGUCAUCAUCUGGAAAACUAUAAGAUUAAUCAAUCGCCUGAUUUCUCUGACAUCAGGGAAAUCAUUUAGAGGACGAGUGGAAGCAUCGGUCAUCUCAUCACAACCUUUUAAGAAAAACACAGAAGAUAGAAAUGACCAAAGAUGGAUUUUUUUUUUUUGCAGUGUGACACCUUUUAUAUUCUUUUCCUGUUUUCUUCUUCCUUAUGUUUCCUACAUUGCUCUGCAUCUUUUUUUGUUUUAAUGCCUCCUUCCCUACUUUUACACACACACACACACACACACACACACACACACACACACACACUUUGACUGUUGGUGCAUCAUUCAGUGUGACAUUGGAGGCUUUAUUGAGUGCAGUCAAUAAAAUGUUCUUUUUUUGUAAA